Molecule: messenger RNA, 1077 nt
Organism: Penicillium olsonii
Lineage: Eukaryota; Fungi; Ascomycota; Eurotiomycetes; Eurotiales; Aspergillaceae
Source: the annotation of a GenBank genome assembly
AUGCGGUCUAGUUUGAAAACCCUGCGGCCUCUAGGCUUAGCACUCGCGCUCAUCGCCCCCCUUGCGAUGUUCUUUUAUCUGUAUACCGAAGGGCCCCAGGCACUGCUCAGUCCAAAAACAGAGUUGUCGCACUCGGCCGUUCUGAUCGAGACGGCUUCAACAGGCACCGUACCACCACAACCCUCGCCCGCCACCGAAAAGUCUCAACCCACCGCGCAAAUCUAUCGCGUUCCCGAGAAGGCGUGGCAUUCCGCCAAGUUUGACAAUCUGACCGAAAAUCAACGGGGAUGGAUUGGAAGCUGGACCAAGACCAACCCCUAUUGCCGCCAAGAAUUGCUGACGGACCGAUCGGCACAGGCCUUUGUGCGGGCUCACUUCCACGAGACACGUCCAGACAUUGUCGAGAUCUACGAGGCCCUUCCUAUAGCCAUACUGCGGGCAGAUCUUCUCCGGUACCUGAUUGUGCUGGCAGAGGGCGGCAUCUGGGGGGACCUAGAUGUCACUUGUGAAAAGGAUGUCGCGGAGUGGGUCCCGGCUGAAUACCGGAACAGCACGAUCGACAUGAUCGUCGGAUUGGAGUUCGACAUGCCAUGGCGAGGGCCAGGAAAGCCUAUCGCAUCGCAAUUUUGUAAUUGGGUGUUCGUCGGACAGAAGUCUUCACGGAAUCUGCAAGUCGUUGUAGAUUCUGUCAUCGCGAAAUUGAAGCAAAUCGCCCAUGAAAAUAAUGUCACCAUCAGUGGACUCACUUUGGAAAUGCUUUCUGACGUGGUGGAUGUCACUGGACCGAAGAUGAUGACAAUCGCUAUUUUGAAAAGUCUCGAACAGCUACUUAACAGAACUGUCGAUGAUCGUGACUUCGCGGGCAUCAAGCAGCCUAAGCUAGUGGGCGAUGUGCUCAUCAUGCCGGGCAAUGCGUUUGCUGCAAAUCAGAACAAUCAUCCGACCGACCAAGGUGAUAUUCUUGCGACACACCACUAUGAGGGCUCAUGGAAAAAGGAAGAUGCAGAGGCAAAGGAAAGAAAAAAGCAGAAGCAGCAGGCCGUACCGGCUCCGGAUAGCUUAGCAUCAGCAGCAUAG